This is a messenger RNA of Danaus plexippus (monarch butterfly), 3791 nucleotides long. RefSeq names its product GAS2-like protein pickled eggs (gene pigs). NCBI's taxonomy places the organism in Eukaryota, Metazoa, Arthropoda, Insecta, Lepidoptera, Nymphalidae. Gene Ontology annotation, molecular function: cytoskeletal adaptor activity; microtubule binding; actin filament binding. The record is from RefSeq and is a predicted model, not a curated record. Gene Ontology annotation, cellular component: stress fiber; cytoplasm; actin filament. Bases 171 to 2483 code for a protein of 770 amino acids. Gene Ontology annotation, biological process: microtubule bundle formation; actin crosslink formation; protein localization to microtubule plus-end. The transcript has 5 exons.
GUCAGUCUUCGUCCAACGCUCGGCGAGUGAGCACAUCGCGCUAGUGCAGUGUUUGUGCUUUUCACUUAAUUUAUAUCGAAAAGUUUUUUUAAGACGUGCUCCCGGAGCCGCGAGUUUUUUUUAUUGUUGGAGAAACAGUAAUGUCCACAAAGCAGUAGACAGCAAUCAAAAUGGCAAGCGCUGGCGCAGUUCUCUUGGAGGCUAGGCCUUUCAGGCCCUUCAAGUCCUCCGAGGAGUACCUGUAUGCCAUGAAAGAGGACCUGGCCGAGUGGCUGACUGUCCUUUACCCUGAGCUCAGAAUCAACGCCGAUAAUUUCCUGGACAGAUUGGAUACCGGCGUCGCUUUGUGCAGGCACGCUAACGCCGUACGCGAAUCAGCUAGACUCAUCCUUGACGCACCUGCUCCUGAAUCUGAUGAUGCCUUGACCCUAGCGAAGGCGCUGCGUUCUAGACCACCAGUCAACAUGCUCCCUGCUGCUAAAGCAGGAACGUUUUUUGCAAGAGAUAAUUUAUCAAACUUUAUUGACUGGUGUCGCAGAGCACUCGGUAUUUUGGAGUGCCUUUUAUUCGAAACCGACGAUCUAUGUCUUCGUAAAAACGAAAAGCACGUCGUUUUAUGUCUUUUAGAAGUAGCCAGGAAAGGAGCCGUUCUUGGAAUGCCAGCUCCUCUCCUCGUACAAAUGGAGAAGCAAAUCGAAAGAGAAUUGGCUGGGGAAGAAUUAAGACCGGAUGAUUCAGCUCUAGGCCUUGUACCCUCCGGCCCUCAGCCGCAGCUGGUGACAAAUGACUUGAGGAGUCUUGACGAGAGAGUAAGAGAUUUGGUUGAGAGGUGCUCCUGCCCCACUCAGUUUCCUAUGGUGAGAGUCUCCGAGGGCAAAUACAGAAUUGGAGAUACGAGGCUUCUGAUUUUCGUCAGGAUUUUACGCUCCCAUGUCAUGGUUCGCGUUGGUGGUGGCUGGGAUACACUGGCCCACUAUCUGGACAAACAUGACCCUUGCCGCUGCCGUGCUCAGCAUAGAACAUCCCUCUCAGCCCGCUUGGCUAGACCCAAGCAGGAUCUUGCUGGAGCUACUGUUACAUACGAACGUUCCGACCCUAGCCAAACAUCCCAGCCAUGCAAAGAUUAUAAAGAAACAAAGAAUUAUGAGCCAAUGUCGCUCCAAUACUCUUCCAAAUUAUACAGUGACGAUCCUAGAGCUGGUCAUUACCAAUCCAACUGCAAACUGGACGCUCCUACAAGUUUACCAUAUUUAGGAGCUAUGGAUCGUGCUGCCUCCCCAAAUAGAAAGAUUCUGCAAAGAAACAAUAGCCCUGGCCGGCAUUCCUCCUCUCCAGAUCGCAGAACUAAGAUCGUGACCACAAACCAUUUGGUGCCUACGCCUCAUGGCGUAAGAAAUAAAAGUCCGCGCCCCCUGUCUCCUGCUCCGGCAGCGGAAAGCGCUUCAGACAACGGGUCCGAGGUCUCUGACGAAGGUUACAGAAGCCUGGGAGUGGUAGCCGGCUCUACUCAAGGGUCGCCAUCAAACAAAACAGCAAAUCGAUACUCACUGCACAGUCAGAAUUCCAUGGAUGACGCUGAUUUUAGUGAGCGUCUCGACGAGGACGGCUGUCAAAUAGAUAAAAACGAACGAGUUGAUGACUACGUCAGCCUCAAUACUGGAUUGCGCAAGACAGAUUUCUCUGACACAUUCUACGGCAGCAGGAAGAACAGCUCAGAAGACAAAUCCAACAGAGCCAGUCCUGAAUGUAUAGUAGUACACGAAAACAACGACUCACCGAGCAAGAGCCUAAGACCGACACGAGAAUCAACACAAUCACCAGCGAAGGCAAUCAGAAAUAGACCUGCUAGCAGGAUACCACACUCACCAGUUAGGAACAGAACACCAAGCAGAGGCAACACUCCCAGUCCCAAGCAUAUCGCUAAUCCACAAUCAUCACCAAAAUUGGCACCAAAAUUACCACCUACCAGCCGGAACACAUGGGGAGGAAGAUCAGCUCCAAAUCAAGCCAAAGCCAAAACACGGCCAACUGUCGGAGCGGAUACUUUUGAAAAUCCCAACAAAUCUCCAAAAGCGAAGCCAAAAGCUCCGCAAAAUGAGGCCUUUAAACGGAACUCGCCUCUUCGGGCGAGCAGUGCAACUUUAAGGUCUCCCACUCACCAAAAAGCUUUAAGCCCUCUGCUCGAACAGAUCUUGAGAUCUGCAGAAUCAGCUAAAGAUGACGCCUCCGUUUUGGAGAAGAUGAAGGAAAUAAUUAGGUCUUAUUCUAAAGGCGAGGACUCGAUAUCAAGAACGAGUUCAAAAGAUUCUGACUACGCAGAUUUCACGUCGGCUUGGGUGAUGUCUGAUGGAAAGUUAGAGAGAUCUACAAGCACUAGGCAAUUAGCUGCACCCAGGAAGGAUCCAAGGACCGGUGCAUCCAGGAUACCGGCUCCUGUGUCGCUGGGCUGCCGACGGUCAACCUCUACCUCGCAGUUCCCUUGACGAGCUAGGAGUCAAAGACUGAAUUGAACUGUCGAAUCAGUGUUAGUGAGUUAGUGAGCUUAGUUUCGCUUAGUGUCUGAAAUUUUGUUUUUUUUAUUUUGAUAUUUACUCUUGAGUAUUUCCGUUUAUUGAUAUAUUUAAAUAUAAUAUUACAGAUACAUAUAUCUCUGUCAUAUCUUUAUCAAAUAGAUUCAUUAAUGGUAAUAUUACUCAAAUAAAAAUUAAUAUGAUUAUAAUUAGAGUAGAUUUAUACUAACAAUGACGAGAGUGGUUUAUCAUUCUGACCUAAAAAAAAAAAAAUACAUAGGUGACUUUAUGUUAAUAAUGUCACAGGACAAGUUAACAAAGAAAGCUAGAUGGUGCUACUUAUUACUUGGUUAUUUAGUUAGAUUUUUUUUUUAUAAUUUACGAAACAAUAAAAAAAAAAUGAUAUAAAAAAAUGCUAUAAUAAUUAAUAAUAACCAGCUAAGGUUUUAAUUUUGACAAGUUAAUUUAAGUUAUUUAAGUUCUAUUUAAUCCCGGUACGAAUAAAUUACGAGCAAUAAAUUCAAUAGCGCUGGGAGUUUUGGCAAUGAUUUUAUUAUCAGUAAUCUCAUUUUCUGUAAGUUAUUUUGGAUGGAGCUUAUGAAUUGGGGAGAACAAGCUGGCAAACAUAAUUAAGGAUUUUUAUAUAUAGAGAAAACGAUAUUUUGGUACCGUAGAAAAUAAUUAUAUUUUUCACUUUACAUUACACCCGUCCAAAUAACAGUUGUUUCGUACAUCAUAAAUAAAUAAUUUAAUUCAACAUUAAAUUGGUGUUCGAAGCGGCUCGGAACGGACAAAAUAUUAUAGUGUUCAAGCAAUAACAUUUUAACAUAUAUUUUUAUUGUCUACGCUGUGAGAAAAUCUCUUCAAAAACGCCAAGCUGUUAUUUGCAAAUGCUUAGAUAUUCACUGCACUUUAUAAAGCUCUGUCCGUGCAUAGAAUUUUUAACGAAUAUUUAAAAAAAAAAUUACAUUUGUAAUAUUUGCUAAAUAAGUAUGAUGAAUAUUUUUAGGUCAGGGGACUGUUACGUCUUUUUUGAACCGAAUCGUUUUAUAAUUAAUUUAUUAAACACCUCUGACAUCUAAAAAUAUUUAUCUCAUUCGUUUGAUUUUUCUAAUAUUUUAGUCUUUUAUUUGAAUCGUCAUUAAUACGAGACUAUAAUAUUAGAUCAAUGCGUUGCUUAGCUAAGUAUGAGGCUAAGAUAGUUCUUAAGUUCUUCUCCGUACGUUACCAGUGACUAUGCCAUAGAUUGUUAUUCACUGAAUAUAACAUUAAUAAACGUAA